Molecule: messenger RNA, 435 nt
Organism: Ustilago hordei
Lineage: Eukaryota; Fungi; Basidiomycota; Ustilaginomycetes; Ustilaginales; Ustilaginaceae
Exons: 1
Coding region: 1-435 (144 amino acids)
Source: RefSeq, a predicted model, not a curated record
AUGGUAUUAGUACUCUCAGCAAGGCUUGAUUGGGAGAUUGAUUCAAUUGAUGUUAAACAAGCAUACCUGAAUGCCAACCUGGAACAUGAUAUCUAUUUGAAACCCCCAGAAGGCACAACCAUACCACAUGGAAAGGUUUAUAAGUUAGUGAAGAGCCUCUAUGGUCUCAAACAGUCUGGGUGGGAAUGGUAUAAGGAAAUGGACUCACACCUGCACCACCUAGGGUUCUUCUCAGUACAAGGUACCCCAUGUGUAUACUCCAAAGGGGCUGGUGAUGAGCAGGUGAUCAUCAUAGUAUAUGUUGAUGACAUGCUCAUUACUGCCCCUCACAGAUAUCAGAUUGACAUGGUGAAACAAUCAAUCAUCGACAAAUGGAAAAUAGAAAACACCAGGCCAGUGAAGGAGUUCCUCAAGAUAAAGAUCACACAUGAUUGA